This is a messenger RNA of Nematolebias whitei (Rio pearlfish), 5218 nucleotides long. It is a transcript of the gene f8, whose product is annotated as coagulation factor VIII, procoagulant component. NCBI's taxonomy places the organism in Eukaryota, Metazoa, Chordata, Actinopteri, Cyprinodontiformes, Rivulidae. The transcript is spliced from 27 exons. The coding region runs from base 42 to 4940 and encodes 1632 amino acids. The record is from RefSeq and is a predicted model, not a curated record. Gene Ontology annotation, molecular function: oxidoreductase activity; copper ion binding.
CUCGGACCGUGAAGCCGGGCUGACAGACGCUCAGAACCGCCAUGACAGCGACCCUCCUGCUGCUGCUGCUGCCGCUCCUCCGCUGCUCCCCCUCGGCCGCAGAGCCGCCGCCCCCCGGCGCUGUCCGGGAGUAUUUCAUAGCAGCGGUGGAGAUCGGAUGGGACUACAUCCACCUGGACGAGGCGGAACCGGACCAAAGAGGGAGAGCCAAGGUGAAUCCUCAAAAAUACAUCAAGGCGGUUUAUAGAGAGUACACAGACCCUACAUACACAGUCCCAAAGCCCAGAGCAGCCUGGACAGGUAUUCAAGGACCGGUGAUUGUCGCGCAGGCUGGUGAAAAAGUGACAAUCCACUUUAAAAACUUAGCUUCUCAGCCGUACAGCAUCAGCCCUGUGGGGAUCACCUACUGGAAGCAAUCUGAAGGAGCUGGAUAUGAUGACUCCACAGCAGGGCAGGAAAAGGAGGAUGAUGCCGUCUCUCCUGGAGGAUACUAUGAGUAUGUCUGGGACAUCAGCCCAAAAGACGGUCCAACCAUCGACGACCCCGACUGCCUCACCUACUCGUACUCAUCGCAGGUGGACACGGUCCGAGACAUGAACUCGGGCCUCAUUGGAGCCCUGCUCAUCUGUAAACCAAGUGUUUUCACUGAAGAUGGCCAGCGGAGGCUCCCAGCCUUUGUCCUUCUGUUUGCUGUGUUUGACGAGACUAAAAGCUGGUAUGGAGAGAUGGGAGAGAGGAUAAGCAGAGAGAAGUUCAAGAGGAGCAACAGCAGAAAGAACUACCACACCAUCAAUGGCUAUAUCAACUCGACUUUACCAGGUUUGACAAUGUGUCAGAGUCGAGAUCCUGUGUUUUGGCAUGUAAUCGGGAUGGGCACAGCUCCGGAAAUCCACUCCAUUCGGUUCCAGAGUCACACUUUGCAGGUUUUGACCCAUCGUAAAGUCACAGUGCAAGUGACCCCAAUGACUUUCAUCACUGCAGAAAUGAAACCCACCACUAUUGGCCACUUCCUCAUCAGCUGUCAGAUACAUGCUCAUAGUCAUGAUGGGAUGAAUGCUUUUUUCACGGUGGAGAAAUGUCCUGAGCCCAUCCCUGUGCCGAAACAAAGCCUUCGCAACGUCAAACACGAUGAAGAGGAGGAUGAAGACGAUUCUGAUUAUCGUUUUAACACAAUAUACUUUAAACCCAGAGCCAUCAGUGGACAGGAGUCCAAUAUAAGGAGGCAUUUUAUUGCUGCAGAAGAGGUGAUCUGGGACUACACUCCUCAUCUCAAGCCCACAGACAGUGAACUGCAGUCCAGAUAUUUGCCUGCAGCUCCCCAUCACCUGGACUACAGGUAUAAAAAGGUUGUGUACGUGGAGUACACAGAUGCCUCCUUCACUCAGAGGAAAAGCAAUGUGACAAUGCUGCUGGGUCCAACGCUGAAAGGCCAAGUCAACGAUCAGAUCCAUAUCAUUUUUAAAAACUUAGCUAGUCGCCCUUUUAAUAUCUACCCCAAUGGCCUGACGAAGAUCUACCCCCUGCAGAGAUCCAGCAAUGCAGCAGAAGAUGACUUGCGCUCCAUGGAAGUUCCCCCCCACAAGACAUUUGGCUACAUUUGGAGUCUAACAACAGACGACGGGCCCUUGGAGGGAGACCCCCAGUGUCUGACCCAGUUGUAUCAAAGCACCGUCUCCCCAGAACAGGACUUGGCCUCUGGGUUGGUAGGGACGCUGCUCAUCUGCAAACACGACGCCAUUGACACCAGAGGACAACUGCUGGGACCUGAUGAAAAGCUUAGCUUGAUAUUUGCUGUGUUCGAUGAGAACAAAAGUUGGUACUUCAAGGAAAACAUGCAGAAAUCAAGCCUAAGACCUCUCAACGCUACGCACUCUGAAUUCUACGAGUCCAAUGUCAUCUACAGUAUAAAUGGCAUCAUGUUCAGGGGACGUGAGUUCGUCAUGUGUCAGACUGAUGUCCCCUUCUGGCAUGUGGCCAACGUGGGUACCCAGAGUGACUUCCUCUCCGUUUAUUUUACUGGAAACCUGUUCCAGUACGAAGGCCUUUACCAGUCUGUCCUCACCCUCUUCCCCAUGACUGCCGUAACGGUCCCCAUGGAAACGGAACUGAUCGGUGAGUGGGAGAUAAGUGCAUUUGACAGCAGCCUCAAGAGCCGGGGCAUGAGCAUCCGCUACACUGUUCUUCCCUGCAACAACGGAGAGCUCUCGCUUGUUGAUGAUGACGUGGCUGAAGAUAUCUCCGAUUACUACGACCAAAUCUUUCUCCAGCCAAGAGGCGUAAGACCUCAGAAUGGCACAGUGUUGGUCCGCGUGUGCAAGAAACCCGUUGCUAACGAGACUCGUGGUCAGAAUGUCACGAUGGAUCAAACUGAAGGUGUUAGCUCUGCAUGUGAGCUGAGGAGAGUGCCGGUGACAUCACUAAAAAAGAUAACACCUCCUCUAGAUGCAGGAAUCCCAAAGGAUGUCCUGGAAAAAAUAGAAAAAGAUGGGAAAUGGACAGCUGCUGAAAAUCUGGCUGAACUUGGGGGAAGCAGACGGAGAAGACAGACAGGAGGUGCAAAUUCUGGGAUCUUAAAUGAAGAAAUUGUGUUUAAAAAUGCUGCAGAACAUGUAGAAAACAUGACUGAGACUGCUUCAAAAUCCAAGCUUGAAGGAAGGAGUGGAAUACCAAAUGUAAAGAAAAGGACUGUACCUAACGAGAGCAAUGAUAUCUUACUGAACAGUGAGGAAUCGAAGGUCUCAGCUGAAGAUGUAAUCUCUUCAGAAUUCAUGGAUGAAAACUUUGUGCCACAAAACCACAUUUUUGCUGAACCCGUGAGGCUUCCAGAUGACCUGCUGGAUCUGGAUUACAACUUCACUGAUGCUAACUUAAAUCAGAUUGAUCUGGCAUUGGAGUACGAUGACUACAAGGAGGAGGUGAACAGUUCAUCAGAAGUGUUUGGUUCAGAUUACAUGGACCUGCGUUCAGGAGAACUCAGACCCCGCCUUUACUACAUCGCUGCGGAGGAGAUCGCCUGGGACUACGGCAUCAAGAAACCACAUCAGCUCAUCCACCAGGAUGAGAUGCGUCGAGGAAUGAGGAAGUUCCUGCCUGAAUAUAAGAAGGUGGUGUUUCGAGCUUACAGAGACAAAGACUUCCUGCAGCCUGUGAGCAGAGGAGAGCUUCAAGAACACCUGGGAAUCUUGGGACCUUUCAUCAGAACGCAAGUUAAUGAUCUCCUCACCGUGGUUUUUAAGAACAAUGCAAACAGGCCUUACUCCUUUCAUCUUCAUGGCGUGUACGACCGAAGUCAGGGGGCAGGCGCUAAACAAGCCACCUCAUCCUCUGCUCCACCUGGGCUUCCCGGAGAGCCUGUUCCACCAGGAGAAGCUCGGACUUAUAACUGGAAAAUAAGCAAGAAACAGGGACCCACUGAUCCAGAGUUUGACUGCAAGACUGGAGCUUAUUACUCCACUGUCGAUAAGGAGAAGGACCUUCACUCGGGUCUGAUCGGUCCACUGGUGGUCUGUAAGUCUGGUACCCUGAAGACCCAUGGGAACACACAGCCGGACAUCCAGGAGUUCUCUCUGCUCUUCCACACCUUCGAUGAAACUAAAAGCUGGUACCUGGAGGAGAACCUGCAGCGGUACUGUGCACCACCCUGUCAGGUCAGCCCCAAGGAUUCCUGGUACCAAACCAGCAACAAGUUUGCAGCAAUAAAUGGUUACGUGGCAGAGACUCUUCCUGGUUUGCUGGUGGCCCAGCAUCAGCCGGUGAGGUGGCACCUCCUGAAUGUGGGAGGUGACAGGGAGUACCAUGCCGUGCACUUCCACGGUUUGCCUUUUACUCUUCAUGCUAAAGAAGAACACCGUUUGGGAGUCUUCACCCUUUUUCCUGGUGUUUUUGGGACGGUAGAGAUGCGACCCCCCACAGUCGGGACAUGGCUGGUGGAGUGCACCAUAGGAGACUACCAGCUGGCUGGAAUGAGGGCCAAACUGUUGGUGUAUAAUCCACAAUGUGCCUUUCCUCUGGGAAUGACAUCCGGAAGAAUUGAAGACUCCCAAAUCACAGCAUCAGAUCACAUAGGUUACUGGGAGCCGAGGCUGGCCAGGCUGGACCAGACCGGUAUGAUCAACGCCUGGAUGGGAAAAAACAGCAAGUCAUGGUUACAGGUUGAUCUGCAGACGCCCACCCUGCUGCACGCUGUGCAGACGCAGGGAGUCAGAUCAAUGCUAAAGGAUCACUUCAUCAUAUUGUUUACCGUCUCCUACAGCCUGGAUCUAGAGACCUGGACCACCUACAGAGGAAACAGCUCCACGAACACCAUGAGCUUUCAUAGCAACAUGGACAGCUCCAGGGUAAGAGAAAACAAGUUCUCUCCACCGUUUGUGGCUCGCUACGUCCGGAUCCAUCCACACCACUAUUCGCAAAAGCCCGCUGUCCGAAUGGAGCUGCUGGGAUGUGAUCUCAACAGCUGCUCCGCGCCCCUCGGGCUCCAGAGGAGGUUGAUUCCUGACAGCAGCUUUAGCGCCUCAUCGUUCCAUUCGUCUCUGCUGCGCUCCUGGAGCCCCAGCCUCGCCCGGCUCCACCUGAGUGGAGGCGCCAACGCCUGGAGGCCAAAAAACAACAACCCCCACGAGUGGCUGCAGGUGGAUUUGGGGAAAGUCAAACGGAUCACAGGCGUCAUCACCCAAGGAGCUCGAUCCCUGCGGACCGAGAUGAUGGUGACGGAGUUUUCAGUCACUUACAGCCAAGACGGACACUUUUGGAGCAGUGCGUUGGAGAAAAGCACCCAAACAGUGAAGAUCUUCCCAGGAAACAAUAACCCAGACAAGGAAGCUCUCACUGUUUUCAGCCCUCCCCUGUUUGGUCGCUUCAUUCGCAUCCACCCCCGCGGUUGGGUCAACGACAUCGCCCUCCGUCUGGAGGUGCUGGGCUGUGACACGCUGCAGGGAAUCUGACAACCACAUGCAGCAUGGUUUCCAACUAAAGUUGUUUUUGUUGUUCUGUAGCCAGAAGACUGUUUACAUUUUUACUUCGUUUUGUGUUUGCAACUGUGGUAUUAAAUGAAGAGCAUAGUUAUUUAUGAAGUCCUAUUUAAAUAAGGUAUAAUAAUGUAUAAAUUGGAAGUUUUACUUGUGUUUGCAACACACGGAUGAGCCAACGUCUUGAAAGUAAGCUUGUGUAAAUAUUUCAGAUUCAUAUGGAUGUAUUUUGUUUGACUAAUUUUAUAUUAUUG